Molecule: messenger RNA, 5315 nt
Organism: Clarias gariepinus (North African catfish)
Lineage: Eukaryota; Metazoa; Chordata; Actinopteri; Siluriformes; Clariidae
Gene: kif16ba
Product: kinesin family member 16Ba
Exons: 32
Coding region: 275-4405 (1376 amino acids)
Biological process (GO): microtubule-based movement
Molecular function (GO): ATP binding; microtubule motor activity; phosphatidylinositol binding
Source: RefSeq, a predicted model, not a curated record
GUGUUUUGGUUUAGAAGCGGUGCUUUAACACAGUCAGUAAACAGAGGCGGUGUACAGAGGGUAACCCUGUGUAACCCUGCAGCCGUACACGCACCACUAUAUGUUUAUCUUGUUUAUUAUUUUUAUUUAUUCGAGGAUAUUCCGGUCCUGUCCGUGUUUACCGGGACGUUUAGUGAGUGUUAGUUUGCGGUUUCCGUGUGUCUGAUGAGGAGGACGGAGGUCAUGAUCUGAGGAUCAGAAGCGGAAAGAGAGGAGAAACACCGGGGAUGCGAACAUGGCAUCGGUGCGCGUGGCGGUGCGCGUGCGGCCCAUGAACCAACGGGAGAAGGAGCUCUCUGCUCAGUCCAUCAUCCAGAUGGAAGGAAACAAGACGACCAUCACCAACUUAAAAAUCCCUGAUGGCGUGACGGGCGAUUCUGUGAGAGAGAGAACGAAAACGUUUACUUAUGACUUCUCUUACGACUCGGGCGACCGCAUGAGCACCAGAUUCGUCUCACAAGAGAAGGUGUUUAAGGACCUGGGUUCAGAUGUGCUCAAGGCAGCAUUCGAGGGCUAUAACGCCUGCAUCUUUGCUUAUGGACAGACGGGCUCAGGAAAAUCCUACACCAUGAUGGGCAAUCAGGGAGAUGUGGGGCUGAUCCCGAGGAUCUGCGAGGGCCUGUUCACCCGGAUAACUGGCAUGACCCGACGCGAUGAAGCCUCCUUCCGUACAGAAGUCAGUUAUUUGGAGAUCUAUAACGAGCGUGUGCGAGACCUGCUAAGGAGAAAGCUGGCUAAGACGUAUAACCUGCGAGUAAGAGAGCACCCCAAAGACGGCCCUUAUGUUGAAGAUCUGUCGAAGCACCUGGUUCAGAACUACAGCGACGUGGAGGAGCUGAUGGAGGCUGGAAACAUCAACCGCACGACUGCUAGCACCGGCAUGAACGACGCCAGCAGCCGCUCGCAUGCCAUCUUCACUAUCAACUUCACGCAGGCAAAGUUUGAUGCGGAGAUGCCGUGUGAAACGGUGAGUAAGAUUCACUUGGUGGAUCUGGCAGGCAGUGAGAGAGCCGAUGCAACAGGAGCCACCGGUGUUCGCCUGAAAGAAGGAGGCAACAUCAACAAGAGCCUGGUUACCCUCGGCAACGUCAUAUCAGCCCUGGCUGAUAUGUCUCAGGACGGCGGGAGCGGCCAUCUGAAGAAAAAGCAGGUGUUUGUCCCGUACAGAGACUCGGUCCUCACGUGGCUUCUCAAAGACAGUCUGGGAGGAAACUCUAAAACCAUCAUGAUUGCAACCAUCUCCCCUGCGGACGUGAACUACGGCGAGACCCUGAGCACGCUGCGCUACGCUAAUCGCGCCAAAAACAUCAUCAACAAACCCACCAUCAACGAGGACGCCAACGUGCGGCUGAUCCGCGAGCUGAGAGCCGAGAUCGCUCGCCUCAAAGCCCUGCUCGCACAGGGGAACCAGAUUGCGCUCCUGGAUUCUCCCACAGCUCUGAGUAUGGAGCAGAAACUCCACCAGAAUGAGGCUCGGGUCCUGGAGCUGACGAAGGAGUGGGCAAACAAAUGGAAUGAAACACAGAACAUUCUUAAGGAGGAGACUCUAGCCCUGAGAAAGGAAGGGAUCGGUGUGAUCCUGGACUCAGAACUUCCUCAUCUCAUUGGCAUUGACGACGACCUGCUCAGCACCGGGAUCAUCCUCUACCACCUGAAGGAGGGGAGGACAUGUGUAGGCCGGGAAGACGCCGCCAUCGAACAGGACAUCAUUUUACACGGACUGGGACUGGAGAGCGAACACUGUCUGUUUGAGAGUCAGGAUGGCACCGUGACGCUGAUCCCUCUGAACGAGUCGCAGUGCUCUGUAAACGGAGUCCACAUCACCGAGCCCUGCCAGCUCAACCAAGGUGCUGUAAUCCUGCUUGGUAGAACCAACAUGUUCAGAUUUAACCACCCUAAAGAGGCAGCCAAACUACGUGAGAAGAGGAAGAGCGGUCUGCUCAGCACACUGAGUCUUUCUAUGACUGAUCUCUCCAAGUCCUGUGAAAACCUCUCCACAGUCAUGCUCUACAACCCUGGUCUCUACACAGAGAAGGGACCGGUCUUUCUCAGAUUGGAAUUUGAGAGGCAGCAGCGAGAAGAGCUGGAGAAGCUCGAACACAAAAGGCGUCUGAUAAAGGAGAUGGAGGAGAAGCAGAAGUGUGAGAAGGCAGAGCUGGAGCGCAUGCAGCAGGAGGUGGAGUCUCAGAGGAAGGAGUCCGAGCAGGUCCAGCAGCGCAUCCGCAGGCAGGAGGAGAGUCUUCACAAACGCAGCCAAGACAUCGAGAGCCGUAUGAGGGACCUGCUGGCCGAGAAGGAGCGCUUCCAGGAGGAGCGUCACAGGGAUCAGCAGGAGCAGAAACAUAGAAGAAGACAGCAGCAGCUUGAGGAGCGUCUGGAGGAGGAAGAAGAAGUGCAGGAAAAGGAGGAACAAGAGGAGGAGGAGGAAGAAGUAGAGGAGGACGGGGGGGACGAGGAGGACAAUUUGCAGUCCAGGAGAGAACACACCGAGCAGACAGAGCUCUUCAGAGAACUGGAGCGUCUGAAACGCGAGCGAGAAGAACAGGCUGUUAAAAUCCAGCUGGAAAGAAGACGUCUGGAGGAGCGUGAGCGGGAGCAGCUGUCCCUCGUGGGUCGUCUGGAGGAGCAACUGCGCGAGCGGAGCGAGGAGGCGGCGGCGCUCCUGAGCCGGGAUGAGGCCCGGCGUCUGGAGGAGGAGCAGCGGACCCUGGCCGAGAUCCGCGAGGGGCUGCUGCUCGCAAAGGAGGCGCGCGUGGAUGGCGAGGACGCCGGUGAGGAGGCGCUUAGGAGUGCCCGGGGGCGGUAUGAGUGUUUCAAACUGGGGCAGGUGCAGGAGCUUGGGGUGUUGUUGGAGGGGCUGUCGCAGCAGAAGGAGCGGCUCGAGAAGGAGGUGGCCAACGAUCACGCCGCCCUCGGGGUCCUGCAGCACGCCCACCGGGAGAAACAGAGACUGGUGCGUGAGACGGUGACGUGGGGAGCGCAGGACACGGCGUCUCUCCUGCAGGAGGAGGCUCAGCUCUCUCAGGCCGAGCACAGGCUGCAGUGUAAAGAGCGCCAGCUGCUCUCCCUGCGCCAGAGCCAUCUGCCCGCCGUGUCGGAGGAGCUGCACCGAGCCCAGGAGGCGCUGGAGAGAGUGCGGGGCAGAGAGACGGGGGGUAGCCCCGAGCAGGUGGAGAUGGAACUGGACGAGAUGCUGUUUCAGAUAGAGAAGGAGUUGGAGGAGAAGGAGGAGCGUCUGUCUCAGCACAGCGCCAGUGCCGAACAGCUCCUCCAGCUGCAGCAGACCUACGAGUUCACGGCCAACGUGGCGCGGCAAGAGGAGAAGGUGCGGCGUAAAGAGCAGGAGAUCCUGGAGACGAGGGAGAAGCAGCAGAGGGAGGCGCUGGAGCAGGCGGUGGCCCGGCUACAGAGGAGACACUCGGCCCUGCGCCGGAGCCUCAGUCUGGAGCCCGAGGCCGAGGAGGCUCGCAGGAGGAGCGUCGUGGCCUCCCUGGGGCACAACGGCACACGGAGCACUGCAGUGCCCGAGCUCGACCAGGAGAGGAUGGAGAGGGAAAUCGCUCAGCUAAAGCAGAGGAUCAGUGAGAGCGAGGCGACUGGGCGGAGCCUGUCCGUGAGCAGUGAUGACAAGAACAGUGUGGGGAACUGUCCGAUGAGCCCCAUCCAGAGCCUCAACACAGUGCUGCCUCUCACUGACGACCGGUUGAAAGCGUACAUUGAAGAAGAGGUUCAGAAGAGACUACGGCAGAUGAACCUGCUGAACACUGACAACAACAACGGUCUGUCGCUGUCCUCAGAGUCUCUGCAGGAGGACGAGGAAGUUAGUGAGCGUAGUAGCUCGGUUAGUGUGAGUGAGCAGAACAACCAUACGCAUCCUGUGGAUCCACGUAGACAGAAGUACGAGCGCUUCGUGUCCGUCCCUUUAAGUCCGAGUCCGGAGAGCUUGAAGGAUCCGGUGAAGAUCAGCAUCCCGCGUUACGUCCUCCGGGGACAGGGCAAGGACGAGCACUACGAGUUUGAAGUCAAGAUCACAGUUCUGGAUGAAACGUGGACCGUGUUUCGACGCUACAGCCGCUUCAGAGAAAUGCACAAAUUCCUUAAAGUGAAAUACCCAGAGCUCGCAGCACUGGAGUUCCCCCCAAAAAAAAUAUUUGGUAACCGAGAUGAGAGAAUGGUGGCGGAGAGACGCAGUCACCUGGAGCGCUACUUGAGAAACUUCUUCCAGAUCAUGUUGUCGUCCUCCUGCUCUACGUCUCCUCUGCGAUCGGGCGACUCGGGCCUGCAGCUCUCCAAGCACGCCGUGUGCGAUAUCUCGCCCUUCUUCAAGAAAGGAGUGUUCGACUACAGCAGUCAUGGAACAGGCUGACUGACUACGACCACACCCACCUCCACUCAUGCUCUGUCACUUUUAUACGUCCAGGCACAUUUCCUGUUCCCCCUAAAAAAAAAAAAAAACCACACAAAAACAAUCCUUCGCUCCGUACAGUCUCAGGAUAGCACCGGGGUAGACAUGCGCAGCAAGCCAAAGUUACUAGCCUCAGUGCCUGUGGUGGUGCCACAGUGAAGUCCGGAUACAACAUGCCAUCAGUGUCUGUGCGAGAUCCCUUCAUCCAGACCUGUUUCUUUUUACUAUAGCAACUAUAAUAAUAAUAAUAACAAUAAUGUGUGACUGAAUUAUGUGCAGCUAUUUGGUCUAGUUGAUCCUGUUGAGGUAAAAAAAAAUUUCGAGAAAAAAAACAAAAAAGAUUUGGGAUAAAAAACACGACUAGUGACGCACGGCCAGUAAUCCAUCAGACGUCUUAGCGCGGCAUUGCUGUAUCCGUCAUAGUGAAUACGUCUGCGUGUAUAGCAGGACGCUAAUCCCUAUGCAAGUACAUCGCCUGAACUUACUUAACAACCUACCACAUGCUAACGCUAACGUCCAUGUCAUAUCUCCACUGCCAUUACUGUGUGUAAAGUGGUGCGCUGUUUUGGAACGAAGUAGAACAUUUCAUUCAGCUGACGUCUUCCGAAAAGAGCACUCCAUACUCAGUUCACAUCUGUUCUCACAAGCUACGCCGGAGUGACCGCCAUGUAUCUAAAUCCGGAUAAAUGCGCCAGAGCACAUAGCUCAUAGUUUAGAAUUGGUUUCUAGAGCAUGCUCGUCUUUAUACUAAAAUUAAAACACUAACCCGUUCAUGUGCUGAUACUAAUACAAAGGAGCGUUCAAGUCAAACCGGGACUUUUGAUUGUGCACAAUAACAGAACACAGUUAUGAAAGUAAAAACUCGCUUUAU